AGGUAAGUCAAGGUAAACAGAAAACACCAUUCUAUUGAACUCUAUUCCAAGUGGAGGCCGUGAGAGAAAUCCAAAAGACACAUGGUACUGUCAGGAAGACAACGUCUUACAAAGCCUCUCAAAAUCAGUUGAACAACAUGAACUAAACCUGAAAGGUAUCACACGAACUAGUCAAACCAGCUCAGAACAACAGCUCUUGUGGUAUGAUCCAAUGGUUUUCUUCCUCAUUCCCUGUCAAAACUUUAAGAGAAUAAAAGAUUGUUUGUUUUUUUCUUCCUCAUAAUAUGUCUUUUAUCAUGGUGGAAACACAGGAUACAUAAAUAGAUCUGUUCAACAGAUUGGAAAAGACACUAUGUCUCUAAUAAAUGCUGAAGAAGAUGCUGAUCACAGCAGCAUUUGUGAUGAAGAGAAAAUUUCUGAGGAGAGAUCACAUUCACCUGUUCCCAGUGUUUUGUCUCUGAAAAGUGACAAAUCAAUGAACAUGCCAGUUCACUUAAAAGUUGGAGGUUCUUUGUUUGACCAAAGUUCUGAUGAGAGAUCAGAUAGUGUUCAGGAGAUAUUACAUUCACCUGUUCAUAGUGUUUUGUCUAUGAAGACUGACAGUGAAAUGCAAAUACCAGAAAAUAGUCAACCACACCAGAGACAUGAUCCACAAACACAUCAGCUAAACAUCCACAAAAGAAUGAAAUCAUACAUUAAAAUGAGACAUCAGUAUGUAUUUGAAGGAUUGGUGAAGCAGAGAAACUCGACACUCCUGAAUAAGAUCUACACAGAGCUCUACAUCACAGAGAGUGAAAGUGGAGAGAUCAGUAAUGAACAUGAGGUGAGACAGAUUGAGACACAAUCCAGGAGAACAACAACAGAGGAUACACCAAUCAAAUGCAAUGAGAUCUUUAAACCUUUACCGGGACAAGACAAACCCAUCAGAACUGUGCUGACAAAGGGAGUCGCUGGCAUUGGAAAAACAAUCUCUGUGCAGAAGUUCGUUCUGGACUGGGCUGAAGGGAAAGCAAAUCAGGACGUCCACCUCAUAUUUCCACUUCCUUUCAGGGAGCUCAAUUCGCUGAAGGACAAAAAACUGAGUCUUUCAGAUCUUCUUCAUGUCUUCUUCCCAGAAACAAUGGAAAUGGACAUUUCCAGUGAUAAAUAUAAAGUUUGCUUAAUUUUUGAUGGUCUGGAUGAGUGUCGUCUGUCUCUGGAUUUUCAGAGCAAUGUGAGGUUGUGUGAUGUAUGUGAAUCAUCCUCAAUGGACGUGCUGCUGACAAACCUCAUGAAGGGGAAUCUGCUUCCCUCUGCUCUCAUCUGGAUCACCUCCAGACCAGCAGCAGCUAAUCUCAUCCCCUCUGAGUCUGUUGAUCGAGUGACAGAGGUACGAGGCUUCAAUGAGCCACAGAAGGAGGAAUACUUCAGGAAGAGAAUCAGUGAUCAGAGUCUGGCCAAUAGAAUCAUCACACACCUGAAGUCAUCAAGGAGCCUCUAUAUCAUGUGUCACAUCCCAGUGUUCUGCUGGAUUUCAGCCACCGUUCUAGAGAGAAUGUUGAGUGAAGCAGAGAGUAGAGAGAUCCCCAAGACUCUCACUCAAAUGUAUACACACUUCCUGAUCAUUCAGACAAACAUCAAACAUAAGAAGGACUAUGAAAAGAAAGUGGAAGAUGAAGACAUGAUCCGCAAACUAGGGAAAAUGGCUUUUCAGCAGCUUGUGAGAGGCAAUGUGACCUUCUAUGAGGAAGACCUAAGAGAGUGUGGCAUUGAUGUGACAGAAGCAUCAGUGUACUCAGGAUUGUGCACUCAGAUCUUCAGAGAGAAGUCUGGCUUGUAUCAGGGGAAAGUGUACUGCUUUGUACAUCUGAGCAUUCAGGAACACCUUGCAGCUCUAUAUGUGCACCUCUCCUUUCACAACAGCAACAAAAAUGUGCUUGAUCAGGGAGAAGAUCAUGAAUCAGAAAUUCCUGUGACAUUGUCGAACUUACACAAGUGUGCAAUUGAUAAAGCCUCACACAAUAAAAAUGGACAUCUUGAUCUCUUUCUUCGCUUCCUCAUGGGACUUUCACUGGAGUCAAAUCAGACCAUCCUAGAAGGGCUUUUAGUGAAAAGGACAGACAGCUCCCUGGAAAGAGCAAAAACUACUAAGUAUCUCGAGGAAAAAAUACAAAACAGUUAUUGUCCAAACGAUUGUCUCCUUCUGUUCCACUGUCUAAAUGAACUUAAUGAGCAUUCUGUUACAAAUGAAAUCCAAAGCUACUUGAACUCUGGAAAACUAAAUAAGAAAGGCAUGUCUAGAACACUCUGGUCAGCUCUGGUGUACAUUUUAACAACCUCAAAUGAAAAGUUUGAUGAGUUCGAACUUCAUAAUUAUGGCAGAUCAGAUGAAACCGUUCGCUGGAUGCACCCUGUGAUUAAGUUGUCUACAAAGGCCCGGUUACAUGACUGUAAUAUCACUGUGAUGGGCUGUGCAAUGCUGUCUUCCAUUCUCUCGUCUUCAUCUAAUGUGAGAGAGCUGGACUUGAGCCACAAUAACCUGGAAGACUCAGGAGUUGAGAUGCUCUGUGCCGGAGUAAAGAGAUCAUGCCACAAAGAAUGGGUGAUGAAGGAAUGGAACAUCAUUUUUCAAAAGAAAAUGUUAUCCCAGAGCUGUAAAUCAGGUGAUCAGCAUAUGCAGGAGAAUCAUGAAAAAGAUGAGUUUCAUUUGAAACAUGACACUGCUGGACUACAGGACACAGAGUGCAACCUGGAAUGUCUUAAGAUAAAGAGCUGUGGAGUAACCGAGGCAGGUUGUGUUUUCCUUAGCUCAGCUCUGAAUUCAAACCCUUUACAUCUGAGAGAGUUGGACCUGAGCUGGAAUAACUUAGGAGACUCUGGAGUUCAACAUCUUUCUACUGUUAUGGAGAAAGCUCAUUGUGCCCUGGAAAUUCUGAAGUUGGAGAAGUGUGGAAUGACAGAGAAAAGUUGUGCUGCUCUUGCCUCAGCUCUCGGCUCAAAGACCUCCAGUCUGACCGAACUUGAUCUGAGCAUUAAUGAUCUGCGAGAUUCAGGAGUGAAGCUGCUCUGUACUGGACUGAAAAAUCCUCACUGUAAACUAGAGAAACUUGGGUUGUCCAAAUGUAGUGUCACAAAGGAAGGUGUAUCAGACCUGGCUGAAGCUCUGAAAUUAAACCCCUCUCACCUGACAGAGCUCAAUCUGCUGGAAAAUCAUCUAGAAGAAUCAGACAUUAAACUGCUCUCUGUGAUACAGGAAGAGUCAUUGUACAAUCAGAGGAAACAGCAGUAACAGAAACAUGUAUAAAUAGCUGCAGAUCAGGGCCAAGCUCUGUUGGCAUUCACUAAGCACAAUGCAAAGAGCUCCGGUUCAACAGAGGCACAACAUUAAGACUAGUUGAAGCUGGGUUCGAAAUGGGGUUCAUCCAGUCUUUUGAACUGAAGUGACUAUUGACACAAUUGACAAGUCUAAAUGGUGUUAAAGAGACAUUUUAAGUUGAGAGUAAAAAACAAUUGCAGAGAAAAUGUUGAUACAGUGGCAGCACAGACACCAAAGAAUGUCAAUGAGCUGGAAUCUUUUGCUAAUGAGAAAUGUGUAAAAAUUCUAAUAGAGAGGUGUCCGAAGCUUGAGAACACUUACCUGAAACAUUUAUUUGCUGUUAUUAAGGAUAAAGGAUGCUCCACAAAUGAUUGACUUUGGGGGUUAAAUAUUUUUGACAUGACGUUUGUGGAGAGAAUUAGUUAUUUUUUAUUUUAAAAUUUGUGUAAACUGAACUCUUUGUUCUCAGAAUCACUCAAAUGUGUAUUAAAAACCUACUUUGACUGUUUACUGAGGUUUUAGUUGAUGUGUUUUAAUUCACAUCACCAGAAUCUAUUGCUGGUCAGGGGGAUUGAAUAAUUUUGAUUGCAACUGUAUGUCUUUUUUAUAAUGCCAUCUCAUGCUAAUAAUUAUGCAAUAUUCCAUUAACAUUCACUGUUAGCAGAAAUUUGCAUUUCAAAUCUGCAGUCUCUCUCUUCCGGUUAAAAAGCAAAAUUAAUGAGUCACAAAGGUGCUAUAAAAUUUUCUAAUCAAAUGCAUUCUAGAACAAAAAUGCACCCUCCCCCUACAUCUGAUCAGCAUGCCUGUUUGAAGUUCUAAAGUACCGUUAUUACCUUUCAGCCCUCUGAAGAUCUCACAGUGGAGAGUAGCCUUGUCACCAGAUAUUGUACGGGAGCUGGAUGCGAGGAAAGUGGCUGAAGUUAAUUCAUUUUUUGUUUUUUGUUUUUUUAAUUCAGGCAUUUUAUCUGUGGUUUCUUGGGAUGUAUAGCAUGAGUAAGUGUUCUGUAUUCUUUAUAUUUAGUAUAUAUUGUGAUUCAAAACAUUGAUAUAUUGUGAUUUUUUACUUGCUUGUUUCUCACUCAUCAGCAUUUGACCUGCACAACGGCUUCAGUCUCAUUCUAAGCAAAGGCUGUGAUGUGCUGUGUGCAUUUGUGGGCUGGUUAUGUAGCAAUGUGGUCAGUUAUAUCAUCAUUUGGUUCUCAAGUCAGUUUAAAAGCGUUCAGACUCUGUACAGAGAUCGCUUCUUAGCCACCUAACACCAUUCCACCUACUGUGGCACGAGAAGCAGCACGGUGGAAAAGGGGAAUGUGUGUGGCUUUGCCAGGCUGUGAUGUAAACUUAAGUCUAUUUGUAAUUUUUAAUAAAGUGUUGAAACACACCAAAGAAAACAGCGCUCAUCAAGGCAUUUCAAAGGGACCGUCAUGCUAAACAGCACCACCAAUGGCCGCAGAAUUACAUUCAAAUGAAGUACUGGAGGAAACAUUAUUCUGCAAAACAUAAAAUAUAACAAAAAUCAACAAACAAUGACUAAAACCUAUUUUUAUUCAUGUAUUCUGGGGAAAAGAAAGUGUCACCUUAUUGGCCACAGAUCUUUGCUAGCACAGCUAUCACAAAAGGUAUGACAAGUAUUCAUUUAGACCUACCUAUAUCUUGAUCUUUAAUGAAUCUUAUAGAAGGCUGAUGUCAUCUGCGUAGGUCGGAUGUAUUAUAUAAAUAGUCUGUCCUUAUUUUUGUUUUACUAAUUCAUUUUGCAUAGUGUGCCACAUGUUGCAAGUUCUCAUUUGUGAAAACGGUGGUCCAAAUCAGUUUGGGCAUUCAUCAUGAGAAUAUGUGCUUGAGAUUUUAUUGUUUAGAAGACAUUAGAUGUUCAAAGACACUGCAGUAAAUAAAUUGUAUUACAAUUUAAAUAUGUGGAACUUUAUACAAUGGGAAUUUUCUAAAUAGAGCUAAAUGGUAUUUUGAGGUGCAAUUUAAUUCUUGUGUGGGUUAGGCCUAUAUAAAUAGGCUAUGUAUUUAGUAUGUCUGUAUUCUGCAUUAGUAGUAUUAGUGCACUUAAACCAAAGUGGCUUCCCUUUCAAGAAACGCUAGUGGACCAUAGAGCUGACUAUCGUCUUGCUGGUGGUCUGCCAACAGAGGCAAGCCACUGGUGGCGCACCACCCAAAAAACAAUGGCAGACCGACAGC
Messenger RNA from Myxocyprinus asiaticus (Chinese sucker), 5479 nucleotides. RefSeq names its product NACHT, LRR and PYD domains-containing protein 3-like. The record is from RefSeq and is a predicted model, not a curated record. The transcript has 10 exons. NCBI's taxonomy places the organism in Eukaryota, Metazoa, Chordata, Actinopteri, Cypriniformes, Catostomidae. Gene Ontology annotation, molecular function: protein binding. Bases 353 to 3268 code for a protein of 971 amino acids.